AUGAAAUAUUUCCCGCGCUAUUCGGCAACCUUCCCGAGUUCAGUAACGCCAUAAGCUCAAACCCCUACAAUGGCAGGUAUAGUGGAUGUCCCAAAACCAAGAAUAAACUGCUCUAUGCUGUCGCAGUAUAUCAGCACACCGAUCUGCUUCGUUGGGCGUGUCGAAAAGGUACACCCAACAGGAAAAACGUUCACAGUCUCGGAUGGAGAAGGAAAGAUUGCAACGGUGGAACUUAACGAACCCCUUGAAGAAGAGCUGAGUGGCAUUGUUGAGGUGAUUGGUAUGGUGUCCAACAAAGGAGGAAUAAUGGCCACAAUAUACAACGUUCUACGAGAGGACAAGGGCAUUCUUUUUGAUUUAGAGCUCUAUAAUGAGGCCCUGAAGGUCAUCCAUGAUUUCCCCCAGCAUUAUCCUUUUCAAGUGGCUUCAAGUGGAUGAGCACUCACAUUUGAAGAUUGUUCACUAAAGAUAUUGGUUUUUGUGCCUUUCUGUUGUAAGAAUAGAAAAAUCCAAACCCACCCUUAAAGAAUAAAGUUGGUGGAAGUUUUGUUUUUGGUUGUUGUUUUUUUUUCCCCUAAUACUGUUUUUGUGAAGCUUAAAAUUUUCAAUUGUCAUCAAAAUUUGUUGAUCGAACUCUGAGGUGUUACAUUAUAUUGUAAGAUUUUUUGUUCCCUUCCACCUGACAUUAUUGAAGAUUACUCAAUUUAAAGGUUUAGAAUUUGCUUUUAUAUAAUGGUAAUUACCUGUCUAUACAUCUUGAAUUUUAUAUUGUUCAGUGCUAUUAAAUCAUGAUGAAUAUCA
Messenger RNA from Xiphias gladius (swordfish), 801 nucleotides. RefSeq names its product replication protein A3 (gene rpa3). Lineage: Eukaryota; Metazoa; Chordata; Actinopteri; Istiophoriformes; Xiphiidae. The record is from RefSeq and is a predicted model, not a curated record. Gene Ontology annotation, biological process: mismatch repair; nucleotide-excision repair; base-excision repair. The transcript is spliced from 4 exons. Bases 70 to 438 code for a protein of 122 amino acids. Gene Ontology annotation, molecular function: damaged DNA binding; single-stranded DNA binding. Gene Ontology annotation, cellular component: site of double-strand break; DNA replication factor A complex; nucleus.